This is a messenger RNA of Nicotiana tabacum (common tobacco), 547 nucleotides long. NCBI's taxonomy places the organism in Eukaryota, Viridiplantae, Streptophyta, Magnoliopsida, Solanales, Solanaceae. The record is from RefSeq and is a predicted model, not a curated record.
UUCAUAUACAAACGCAAUCUGAGUUUGUCGGAGGCGGAGAUAAAAAAAAAGUCGACGACCGGAGAUGGCCGGAAGAAGAGCGAUGAUGCAGUGGUUUGCGCUCACAGUAACAAUAGUGCUCUCCCUUCUGAUUCAGCCUUCUUCCUCCAUUUACUGUGAUGAAGAUGACUGUUACGAUCUCCUUGGGGUGGCUCAAAAUGCGAAUGCUUCUGAAAUAAAGAAAGCUUAUUACAAGCUCUCUCUGAAACAUCAUCCAGAUAAAAAUCCCGAUCCAGAAUCAAAGAAAUUUUUUGUCAAAAUUGCAAAUGCUUAUGAGAUUUUGAAAGACGAUGCCACAAGGGAACAGUAUGAUUAUGCACUUGCCCAUCCAGAGGAGUUUUUCUACAAUACGGCACGGUAUUACCAUGCUUACUAUGGUCACAAAACUGAUCCCCGUGCUGUCCUCAUUGGUCUUCUUCUGAUACUCUCAUCAUUUCAGUAUCUGAAUCAGUGGACAAGAUAUAAUCAGGCUAUUGAGAUGGUCAAGAAAACACCAGCUUAUAAAAAC